CCUAAGCUUUAGAGGCCCAGAGAUUUUGUGGAAAUCGAGCGCCAUCCGCCCUUCACUCCUUCUAGGUGUCUGGGUCUUGCCUGAAACUCUGAUGAAAAUGGGAGUGAAGAUCUGUGAGAAUUGUGAAGAAUGAUAGAUCUGAUAACUUCUCUGAUCUGAUAGGGUCUGCAGCGGGUCUUCGAAGAUUAAAGUCUUUCAGAGUAUUGGAAGCUGAAGGACUUGACUGCUUGAACUCUUGGAGUUUAUGAAGAAGUCGAUUUGGGUGGCCCCCAAAGAGGAAGGUUGUCUAGACAGAGCGUUAGAUGUUGACCAAAACUUGGUGCGUCAAACAUAAACCAUGGUAAAAAGUUCUUUCAAACAAAAUAAGUGCGAUCCUCAUGGUGUGACGAUUUUUUGGAGAAGAACUGCAUCUUUUGAGAUCGCCUGACACGCCCGGGAAGAUCCACAGAACUGCUGCAGGUGAGCGUCGCCGCGAAGAAAACGCAGCGCGGAACCUGGCCAUGUCGGAUGAUGAGGACUCCUCCUCCGAUGAGGAUGAGGAGAAGGCGCCCGGUGCGGCAGGAUAUCCGAUGAUGAUGUCGUAUGGAUACGCAUAUCCUUCGGCCUACUCCUACGCUGCCUACGCACAGGCUUAUCCCGGAUAUGCAGCGUCAUAUCCUGGCUACGGAACUGGUGACUAUUCUGCCUACAUGCAGCAGAUGUCAGCAGCAGGUUACACGCCUGGCUUUGCUGGAGCUGGAGCGAGUGGCACACCUAGCACACCAGGCAUUGCCACAGAUCCAAUGACAUCGUACUACGGUGCCGCUGGGUAUGGAGCGAGCUCCUCGAAUUAUGGCACGGUGAAGACCUUCUUGGCGGAGAAGGGCUUUGGCUUCAUUGAGUCUGCCGUGCCCUCUGAAGGCGACGUGUUCUUCUCCAAGACCGAGCUGUCACCGGAUUUGCAAGCGGCAGAAUCAAAUAAAGAGCUCAAGGGGAAACCCGUCCAGUUUGAAAUCACCAUUGGCAAGGAUGGUAGAUCUAGAGCUGCAAAUGUACAACUUUGCAGCUUAGAGUUGGUGGAGCGUGCAGCUGCCAAUGCUCCCAAGCCGAAGGGCACCCCUUCGAGUGGGACGGUCAAGUCCUUCAGCGAGCGGCAUGGCUACGGCUUCGUGGCAUUGGAGAACGAUGCGGGGGACGCCCAGUUCCGGGGCUCGGACUUGUCGCCGGAGCUGGCGGCGCUGGGCUCUGCUUUAGCAGGGCGCAUGGUGAAGUGCCAUAUACACGAGCUUGCGGACGGAAAGUACAAGGCCACUGAGAUCGUGCCAAUCCCUGGGCAGGCAGGCAAGGGCAAAAGCAGUGGCAAGGCCUGA
Molecule: messenger RNA, 1349 nt
Organism: Durusdinium trenchii
Lineage: Eukaryota; Dinophyceae; Suessiales; Symbiodiniaceae
Source: the annotation of a GenBank genome assembly